AUGACCUUGAAAGCCCCGCCAUCACUCAUCGCCAUCAUCCCACGGAAACGCUUGGUCACAUCCGACCAAGAUGAAGUCACUGGUGAAACGCUCCUCGUGCCCCAGCCCUCGACCGAUCCCAACGACCCUCUUAAUUGGUCGAAGGCAUUUAAAAUAUACGUUGCCUUCCUAACUUGCGUGGCGUUGACCUGGAUCAACUUUUUCGCAGGUGGGCCUGGAGCAGUUUUGGUUGAGAUAGCCAUCGACCUCUUUGGUGUAUAUCUGCCCAAACCCAAUAACCCUGGCACGCUGUCUCCAGCAUCGAUGGCAGCAUUCUCAUCCGCCGUGAGCAAAACCGCUUUACUCUUUUCCACGGCUUCGAUGUCGGCCGGCGUGAGCAACCUUUUGUGGGUUCCACUAGCUAUCAAGUAUGGUCGGCGUGUGGUAUACACUUUCUCGUUCCUCAUUUUUGGACUCUGCUGCAUCUGGUCGGCGCGUGCCACCUCUUAUGGUAGUCUGCUAGCUUCGAGGAUCAUAGCAGCUUGGUUUUCCGGUAGUGCCGAGUGCGUUGCUCCUAUGACGAUCGCGGACAUCUUCUUCCUUCAUGAAAGAGGCAAAAUGACCGCGAUGUACUCGGCUGCGCUCUCGACGGGUGCUGCUUUUGGCUUGUUGAUCUCGGGCGUCAUGUCAAUCUCGCAGAACUGGAGAAUGUUUCACUAUCUUUGCGCGGCUCUCGUACUAGCCACGACGGUCUUGAUCUUUUUCACCAUGCCAGAGACUGCUUAUCAAAGGCAUAUCUGUGGAACAGAGCAAGUGGAAAACGAGAAAGUCUCCAAUGCAGCUGAAGUAGAGCACAUCGAGGUUUCCAACACACCCAAGAAACCCUUCUUUCAGCGGAUGGCCUUCAAUAGAGCUCCUCUCACCCAUGAGAGCAUUUGGAAAAUUGUCCUUCGUCCUGUGCUCAUCCUUUUCUUACCGCCAGUCUUCUGGUCCACGGUCUCGUUUGGAAUUGGAAUCGGAAUCUUCGUUGUGCUAAGCACCACAGGCGCAACAGCUUUUUCACAGGUAUAUGGCUUCACAGUCUGGCAGUUAGGACUUGUAUGGCUAGCGGGUAUUGUGGGUAACAUACUAGGCAUACCAUUUGGUGGUUAUUUCUCGGAUUGGGUCGCCAACCGUGCAACUUCAAAGAAUGGUGGCGUUCGUGAGCCCGAGAUGCGUCUUCCUGCCGUGAGCAUCGCUAUGGUUACCUACCCUGGAUCACUUCUUCUCUAUGGUCUGGGGAUCAAUUACAAAACUCAUUGGAUUGUCCCUGCAUUAGGAAUAUUUCUGUUCUCGUUCGGGAGUAGUGCAACGAUAGGUAUUACUGUAGUCUAUACAAUCGACUGCUACCGGCCGAUUUCCGGGGAGGUUGUUGUCAGCCAGGUCGUUUUUAAAUCCUUUAUCACAUUUCUUAUGUCCUUCUAUGCAAACCCGUGGGUGAACCGAGAUGGGUAUGCAGGAGUAUUUGGCGCCAUGGCAGGCUUCAGUUUCGUCGUCCUGGCGCUAUGGAUCCCCCUAUACAUCUGGGGUAAGCAGAUUCGUCAUGCUACUCUCAAAUGGCGCGUUAUGCGACGUAUUCACUGGGAUUUAGACAGAGAGACAGGUGAGUAG
Talaromyces rugulosus is the source of this 1629-nucleotide messenger RNA. RefSeq lists its product as uncharacterized. The record is from RefSeq and is a predicted model, not a curated record. Lineage: Eukaryota; Fungi; Ascomycota; Eurotiomycetes; Eurotiales; Trichocomaceae. The coding region runs from base 1 to 1629 and encodes 542 amino acids. The transcript is spliced from 5 exons. Gene Ontology annotation, biological process: transmembrane transport. Gene Ontology annotation, molecular function: transmembrane transporter activity.